CCCCCCUCCUGCCCGUCAUGGGGGAGGCCGAGGAGCAGGUACCCGAAUCAGGUGCUAUAUUCACAUUUGGAAAAAGCAAAUUUGCAGAAAAUGUGCCUAGCAAGUUUUGGUUUAAAAAUGACAAGCCUUUACACAUGUCAUGCGGAGAUGAACAUACAUCUGUUGUUACAGAAAAUGGUAAACUAUACAUGUUUGGAAGCAACAACUGGGGACAACUAGGACUUGGAACAAAGAAUACUGUCAGCAAGCCAACUUGUGUGAAAGUUCUAAAACCUGAAAAAGUGAAACUAGCUGCAUGUGGGAGAAACCACACUUUGAUCUAUACAG
Molecule: messenger RNA, 327 nt
Organism: Protobothrops mucrosquamatus (brown spotted pit viper)
Lineage: Eukaryota; Metazoa; Chordata; Lepidosauria; Squamata; Viperidae
Product: X-linked retinitis pigmentosa GTPase regulator-like
Exons: 4
Source: RefSeq, a predicted model, not a curated record